GUGAGUGAAUUUUUUUUUUGCAUCCCUGUGUGUGUUACACUUGUUUCUAGGCAAAUCCAUAACACUGCGACUACGACGACAACGAAGACAACAAUAAAAAGAACAAAUUUGCCUUGUGUGUGUUUAUAUCUAUCGAUGUUGAUGAAUUAAAAAGAAAAUAUAAAAAAAAAAGAAUAAUCGAAUCAAUCUUAAGAAUUUCUUUGAAUCGUUUUUUCCUACGAAUUUCGAAAUAAAGAAAAUUUUCAAACAAAUAUCUGAUUCAAAAUUGAAUUACAUCCAAUCGAAUCGAUAGAAUCGUCUGGAUUUAUCUUCAAAUCUUUUUUCUGUUUUGUUUGUUUGUUAAUUUCAUUGAAUUUGUGCAUAUUGUGUAUGUUUUGGAUGUCCUCAUCUUAAAAUUCAUUCGUCUUAAGAUUCACCAAAUAACAUAAGCGUGUAACGAACCAAAAAAGAAAAAAUGGUUAAAGGUGAUAUUGAAACAGCGAUGAUUAACAACAGUUCCAGUACCGUAAUACCUGGUCAACAACAACAAUCGAAUGGAUGUCAAUCUUAUCGGACCGGACAACAACAGACUAAUGCAACUGUGAACGGAACAAAUACAAAUACUGCGACUGCCAAUACUACUAAUAAUGGAACGGUAACCACCGAUUUUCCAGAUGUUUCCACGGAGUGUCCGUUAUGUAUGGAAAAUUUGGAUAUCGAUGAUCUCGAUUUUUUUCCUUGUUCCUGUGGAUAUCAAGUUUGUCGAUUCUGUUGGCAUCGUUUGAAAAAUGAUGAUAAUGGUCUUUGUCCGGCUUGUCGACAACCGUAUCCUGAUUCACCUAUUCAUUUCUCUGCGAUCAGUAUUGAACGUGUAGAAGAGUUAAAAAAGAUGAAAAAGAAACAAAAGGAUAAACAAAAACUGAAAGACGGCAACAAACAAAAUCUUUCAACGAUUCGGGUUGUACAGAAAAAUUUGUUGUUUGUGAUUGGAAUACCGCCACGUUUUACUCAGGAAGAACUGCGGAAAGAAUUUUCGAAAUAUGGAAAAAUCGUUAAAAUGGUUAUCAAUUCAUCAUCGGCUUAUGUAACAUAUACAAGGCCUGAAGAUGCUGUUGCUGCCAUUAAAACAUUAAAUGAUUCAUCUCAACAACAACAAACUGGUAUUUCAAUUACGAGUGGGACAAAACCAUCGAGAAAUCAAUUAACUGCCAAUGGUGGGAUAUCGACUUUUGGUGGAAGUAUUUUAACAUCGGUGAAAGCAUCUUUAGGAACUACUAAAUAUUGUACACAUUGGUUACGUAGUCAAUCGUGUCCGAAACAACCGGAUUGCAUGUAUUUACAUGAAAUGGCUGAACAGGAAGCAUCAUUUACGAAAGAAGAAAUGCAAGCAGGAAAACAUACGGAAUAUGAAAAACGUUUGAUACAACAUUAUCUUGAUAUUAUUGCUUCAGAACGGGAAAAAGAAAGACAAUUGUUACAACAGCAACAACUAACGAUUCAGACCAAUGGUUCAAAAUCGACUCAACAACAAAGGCCAUAUUCUACAACUACUACGGGAAGCAGAAUUUCGAAUUCACCACCAAUAGAACAGCAUUUCCGAAAAUCAUCAAAUGAACUUGGACAAAAUUCAAAUGGCGAGAUAUCUAUCGAUAAUGAUAAUAGUGACCAAAUGAUUGAUGGCGAUCCACAACGUUGGUUAUCAUCAUCAUCAUCAGCAACAACAUCGGUGGAUAUGGUUGAAAAAACCCAGGCCAUAAAAAUAAUGCAGCAUAAUUCGUCAUCAUCCACGAAUACAACAACAACAAAUGGACAUAAUUCCGAUUCUUCAAGUGGAAAUUCGAGUCUUUCAUCCACACCCAAUCAUCAUCAUCAUCAUACACAUCAUCAUCAUUCUCAUCAUCAUCAUGUUGUUGAAUCUUCAAUGUUUUCCAAUUUUUCAUCAUCUUCAUCGUCAGGAACUUCAUCAUUAUCAUGUGAUGAAAGCAGCAGUAGUAGUAGUAGUAAUUCAUCGACACCGGAUAAUAUUCAACAACAGGCCAAACAACAGCAACAUUGUGGUGAACAAGAAUUAUUACAUCAGAUAACCAAUGAAGAUGAUAAUGAUAUUGUAUUGGAUAACGAUGAUGAUCUUGAUUUUGAUCCAAUAUCAUUGACAUUGGAAGCAAUGUUAGGAUCUACUUCAUCUAAUAAUAAUAAUAAUAAUAUAUCGUAUGUGAAUGGGAACCAAACUAAUGGCUUAACAAAUGGUACAAGUAUUGGUGGCAGCGACAUGAUGAUUAUUCAACCGAAUAAUAAUCAUGUUCAUAAUAAUCUUGUCCAACAUCAAUCGUCAAAUAUGAUGAACAACAAUGGUAAUGGUAGAGAGAAUCAAUCCACUAUACAACCAACAAAUCUUUCACAACAUUUUGGUUGUGAUUCAUUUUUGGAACAGCAACAAACAAAUCAAUUAUUGAAUCGUUUAGCAUUGUUGAAUCUUGGUAAUAAUGUUGAAUGUCAAAACAAUGGAAAACAGCAACAACCACCAAUACCAUUCAAUUCAAAUUCAAAUGGUGAUUCUUCGUUGUUUAAUUCUUUAUAUUCUCAACAACAAUCGAUUAAUAAUACUGGAUUUGGUCAUCGUUCAUCACCUUCACAGUUACAACAACAACAACAAUUCUUUAAUAAUCAAUCAGCAUUGCAUCAAAAUCUUAGUCUUUUAUCAAUGUUACAACAACAAAAACAACAACAGCAGCAACAAAAUUUGGAUCAUUUUUUACAACAACAAUCAUCUAACAAUAAUUUAGGUGGUGGUAGUAAUCAAUUUGGAUUCAAUCAAAAUGGACUUGUUGGCAAUGGUGGCGGAUCAUCGCCAACAAAUAAAUUACAACAAUGGCAACAGCAACAAAAUUCGUUGCGGCAAUUGUUACCAAAUGUCAACAUCAAAUUUCAACAACAGCAACAGAAUGAGUUAAAUUCAUUCGGUCAUCAGCAGCAGCAACAACAACAACAGAUGCAAAAUGGUAGUGGUCAUCAUCAAUUUAUGAAUGGAAAUGCUGCUUUCCAGCAACAAUCACCAAGACAAAUGGUACAAUUUUGGUCAAAUAAUGCCGGUCAAUCAUCGAAUUGUUCAUCACCAUCUCCGAAUAAUCAUCAACAACAAUUACAACAGCAAAUGUUGCAACAAAAAAUGCAUUUUCUUCAACUACAACAGCAACGAAAUCAACAACAACAACAACAAAAUAGUUUAAAUCAAUAUUUAUUCAAUCAGAUGUUAUCGACAAAUAAUAAUGCGAAUCCAGCAUCAUCUAAUAAUGGUGGUGGUAAUCCAUCGAUUAGACAACAACAACCACCACCAGGAUUUAAUGAUUCAAGAUUUUAAAUCAACAAUAUUUUUUUUUGAAGAAUCGAUCGAUCUAUAUUAAUUUAACCGAUGAACUGAAUGCAAUGAAUGAAUUACCAAUUUAUCCAUCAACAACAACAA
Dermatophagoides pteronyssinus (European house dust mite) is the source of this 3439-nucleotide messenger RNA. RefSeq lists its product as uncharacterized. Gene Ontology annotation, biological process: protein ubiquitination. The record is from RefSeq and is a predicted model, not a curated record. Gene Ontology annotation, molecular function: RNA binding; ubiquitin-protein transferase activity; metal ion binding. Gene Ontology annotation, cellular component: CCR4-NOT complex. NCBI's taxonomy places the organism in Eukaryota, Metazoa, Arthropoda, Arachnida, Sarcoptiformes, Pyroglyphidae.